CAACGUCUCAUUUCAGUGCGAGGAUGUCGUCCUGGGAAGAUUGUUCAGAUGACCGAAGCAGAAGUUCGGGGCUUGUGCAUAAAAUCACGGGAAAUAUUUCUUAGCCAGCCUAUUCUCCUGGAACUAGAGGCACCCCUGAAGAUUUGUGGUGAUAUUCAUGGUCAGUAUACAGACUUGCUUCGAUUAUUUGAAUAUGGAGGAUUCCCACCAGAAGCUAAUUAUCUUUUCCUUGGAGAUUACGUAGACAGAGGCAAACAGUCUCUGGAAACCAUUUGCCUACUAUUGGCAUAUAAAAUCAAGUACCCAGAAAACUUCUUUCUCUUAAGAGGAAAUCAUGAGUGUGCUAGCAUCAAUCGGAUCUAUGGAUUCUAUGAUGAAUGCAAGCGGAGAUUUAACAUUAAGCUGUGGAAGACCUUCACAGACUGUUUUAACUGUCUGCCUAUUGCAGCCAUUGUGGAUGAGAAGAUCUUCUGUUGUCAUGGAGGGCUGUCUCCAGAUCUCCAGUCAAUGGAGCAGAUCCGGAGAAUUAUGAGACCUACAGAUGUUCCUGACACGGGCUUGCUGUGUGACCUGCUGUGGUCUGACCCAGACAAAGAUGUGCAAGGCUGGGGUGAAAAUGAUCGUGGGGUCUCUUUCACUUUUGGUGCUGAUGUGGUCAGUAAAUUUCUGAAUCGUCAUGAUCUGGACUUGAUCUGUCGAGCUCACCAGGUGGUUGAAGAUGGAUAUGAAUUCUUUGCUAAACGGCAGCUGGUCACCCUAUUCUCAGCGCCAAAUUAUUGUGGAGAGUUUGACAAUGCAGGGGGCAUGAUGAGUGUGGAUGAAACUCUGAUGUGUUCCUUUCAGAUAUUGAAACCAUCAGAAAAGAAAGCCAAGUACCAGUAUGGUGGACUGAAUUCUGGGCGCCCAGUCACUCCACCUCGCACAGCUAACCCACCGAAGAAGAGGUGAAGAAAGGAAUAAUGUAGAAACACCAUCAGAUCUGUCAAGGACAAAACUCCAUAUUACAGUAUAUAAUGUGUGCACUGUAAAACCAUCCAGCCAUUUGACACCCUUUAUGAUGUCACACGUUUAACUUAAAGAGACGGGUAAAGGAUCUUUAUUAAAUUUUUCUAGUAGAAAGAUGUGCGACACUGUAUUGUAACAAGUAUAGCUCCAAGUUCUAAUAUCCAGCAUAGAGUUAAAAGAAAUAUUA
Messenger RNA from Merops nubicus (carmine bee-eater), 1192 nucleotides. Its product is annotated as serine/threonine-protein phosphatase PP1-beta catalytic subunit. Lineage: Eukaryota; Metazoa; Chordata; Aves; Coraciiformes; Meropidae. Bases 49 to 948 code for a protein of 299 amino acids. Gene Ontology annotation, biological process: regulation of circadian rhythm; circadian regulation of gene expression. Gene Ontology annotation, molecular function: protein serine/threonine phosphatase activity. The record is from RefSeq and is a predicted model, not a curated record. Gene Ontology annotation, cellular component: cytoplasm; nucleus. The transcript has 7 exons.